CAAGACAAGGGCACCUUGAUGAUUGACGGAUCAGUAUCCGGAGCUAAUGGCAUCCUGGGUUUAUUGGAAUUUCCGAUGAGUUGAUCUGGGAUCGGAAGCGGAGGUUGUAGGAAGUCCCCAGGCUAAAGAAACAGUUUGCAGGCUGUCAUGGAACAGACUAUUUAUUCUCCCGGAAGUCCAUCCGUGCAAUUUCCGGUUUAUUCCUUAUAUCCAAAUCUUCAACAAGGAUCAGCUCUCCAGCCACUUCCUCCUAAGACACUUGGAGCAGAACCCGUAUGUUACAUUCAAAAUACAACUCGACAAGAUUACAUGCCAAAAACUAGAAUGAAGUAUGUGCCCAGUAAAACUUUCUGGAAUCAAGAACCCAAUGCUGAAGUUCCAACCAUGAGAAUGUUUCCACGCGACGCCUGGUCAUGUGACCAACCAUAUACUCCCCCAGGUCACAUGGGCCAACAAGGAAAGAUCAAAUGUCGACCUGGAGUUUUACCGUCAUACAUACCGACAGACCCGUUGCUUUGGAGAACCGAGGAUGUUCGGAAAUGGCUGGAAUGGAUCAUCCGGGAAUACAAUAUGAAGCAAGUUAACAUGGAUUACUUCCGGUGUCUGGACGGGAAACACCUCUGCUGUUUGACACGUGAGCUUUGGUGUAAACUCGUAGGUCACCAGCAUGCGGAAGUAUUUAUGGAGAGUAUCCGCUAUCUCCGACAAAACAGAGUAUAUAUUCCAGACAGUCCUACAUACAAAUCCAAGCCGGAAGCCUAUGGCGCCCGACCCCCUUACAAAUCCGGAACAUGCGAGUUCUGGACCCAGCAGUACCGUGCGCCAACCCUCGAUUUCCGAUCUGGCGCCGACAGUGAUCCCUACAAACUAUUCAGUAAUGUGUGUCGGAAACUUUGUCACUCUGGUUCCGGACAGAUCCAGCUUUGGCAGUUCCUCCUUGAACUGCUGUCAUCAAGUUCCAAUGCCGACUGCAUUACAUGGGACGGAACAGACGGCGAGUUCAAGCUUGUUGACCCAGAUGAAGUCGCGCGCAGAUGGGGAGACCGGAAGUCAAAACCAAAUAUGAAUUAUGAUAAACUGAGUCGAGCUAUUCGAUAUUACUACGAUAAACACAUCAUGAGUAAAAUUCAUGGGAAGCGGUACACGUACAAAUUCAAUUUUAACAGUCUUUCAAAUAUACUUCAAACACAAGAGUCAGAUUUUGUAAGUUCACAAGGAUUUUUCACAUCAAAUGUAAACCAGAACAGAACUACACGAGGCUUACCCCAGGGAUUCCUAGAAUACACGUGUUCCGGGAAAUUCAUAAACUCACUACAUCAUGGAAGUAUCAACCAACCGGAAAUGAAUCCUUGCUAGACCUCUACCUAUAACUGUUGUGUUAAAUGUGUUAAAUGUGAUAUUUUACCCAUAGCUAUCAUUAAAGCCAGUCAUAAUCUCACAUUUUGCCAGUGAUGUUUUGGCUCAUUUUUCGAACCUUUACAUCUUUACGACCGGUUUCUACGUUUUGCCAUGUUCUAGAUACGAGCUAGCUAGACAGUCGCCUCAUUGUUGUUCCAAAGUGACAAGUCCUUCCUGCAGAACUGUAUUUGACGUCAUGAUUUCAUGAUCAGUAAGAGGCGACUUUUUAAUCUUAUCUUUUCUCCUUUUUUAAAAUAACUUCGAAUUGUCUCACUUGAUACUGCCUCGUGGUUAGUAAUUACAUUCUUACGGUUCAUCAACACUGUACAAGUCAGUAGGGGGGGAAAGUCGAAUAAACAUCAAACAAACGAAAUAUGUAAUAUACAAAAUGGUAUAUUUAAGCAUUGAGCAUUGAACUGUUACCAAAUGGUAGUACACAG
Molecule: messenger RNA, 1838 nt
Organism: Pecten maximus
Lineage: Eukaryota; Metazoa; Mollusca; Bivalvia; Pectinida; Pectinidae
Product: Friend leukemia integration 1 transcription factor-like
Exons: 6
Coding region: 148-1356 (402 amino acids)
Biological process (GO): regulation of transcription by RNA polymerase II; cell differentiation
Cellular component (GO): nucleus
Molecular function (GO): sequence-specific DNA binding; DNA-binding transcription factor activity, RNA polymerase II-specific
Source: RefSeq, a predicted model, not a curated record